Molecule: messenger RNA, 1611 nt
Organism: Aspergillus novofumigatus IBT 16806
Lineage: Eukaryota; Fungi; Ascomycota; Eurotiomycetes; Eurotiales; Aspergillaceae
Product: NTF2 and RRM domain protein
Exons: 3
Coding region: 1-1611 (536 amino acids)
Biological process (GO): ribophagy; protein deubiquitination
Cellular component (GO): Ubp3-Bre5 deubiquitination complex; cytosol; ribonucleoprotein complex
Molecular function (GO): mRNA binding
Source: RefSeq, a predicted model, not a curated record
AUGUCCGACACGACCCAGCCUCCUAUGAACGGCAACUACCCCGCGCAACAUGCGUAUCCUGACUCCUACAACUACGCCCAUACUGCCGUGACCAGUGUGUCCAACUUUCAGCCAGCGCAGUCAUCUACCCCCACCAAUGCCCCUCCUAACGACCAGAAGAAUGGAAUAUCCAAGGAUGAGGUUGGGUGGUACUUCGUUGAGCAGUACUACACCAACAUGAGCCGUAGCCCAGAGAAGCUGCACCUCUUCUACUCCCGGCGGUCGCAGCUCGUCUUCGGUACCGAGGCAGAGUCGGUUCCUGUCGCAGUCGGCCAGAAGGCAAUCAACGAGAAAUUCAAGCAGCUUGACUUCCAGGACUGUAAAGUUCGUGUCUUGAACGUUGAUUCUCAGGCAUCGUUUGACAACAUCCUUAUUUCCGUCAUUGGUGAAAUUUCCAACAAAUCCGAGCCGUCCCGGAAGUUUGUGCAGACUUUCGUCCUCGCCGAGCAGCCCAACGGCUACUAUGUUCUCAAUGAUAUCUUCCGGUACUUGGUCGAUGAGGAGGAGGAGAUUGUAAAUGAGGAGGCCGCUCCGGCUGAAGCCCCCUCGGCUGCCGCAGCCCCUGCUGAGGAGCAGGUCGCGGAGCCUGCUGAGGAACCUGCCGCUGCUGAGGCUGCACCUGAAGUGACCGAAGCCCAGGUUACUAACGAAGUUGCUGUCGCUCAAGUGGACGAGAAACUUGAGCAGGCCCAGGAGAAUGGCGAACCAGCACAGGUCAACGGAGCUACUGCGGAAGAGCCGGAGGCUCCACAAGAAGCUCCUGCCCCGGUCGAACCUGAAGCUGCGGCGCCGGAAAAGCCCACAACUCCUCAACCCACCCCAGCUGAGCCUGUGAAGAAGGAGGCUCCUGCGCCUGAAAAGGAGACCGCUGCCCCAGCAAAGGCUGUUCCCAAGACCUGGGCCACCAUUGCAUCCAAAUCCGGGGCUUCAGCUCCUGUUGUCCCUGCUAUUCCCGUUGCCGCGCCUAAGCCUACUCCUGCUCCUGCCGCAUCUCAGCCUUCCCCUGUUCCUGUCCCGUCUCAGCCUGCUCCUGCUGCCGCUUCUGCUCCUGCAGCUGCCGCCGCUGAAAGCACUCCCGAGCAACCGACUUCUACUGAUGGUGCUGGCUGGCAAACUGCUGGUCACGAUCAUAAGAAGACCCAAUCUCGUGCCGCCGAAGAGCAGAACGUCCUUGCAUACAUCAAGAAUGUCAAUGAGAAGGUUGAUGCAAGCUUGCUCAAGCAAACUCUCUCUCGUUUCGGAAAGCUCAAGUACUUUGACGUGAGCCGCCAGAAGAACUGCGCCUUCGUUGAGUUUGCGGAGCCUGCCGGUUACGCAGCUGCCGUCGCUGCAAACCCUCACCAAAUCGGAUCCGAACAAAUUUUCGUUGAAGAACGCCGUCCCCGCGGUAACGCUUAUGGCGGCAAUGCUAACUACGGUGCUGGCCGUGGUGGCGCAGGUCGUGGCCGCGGUGACCGUGCUGGCAACCAGGGCCGUGGGGGCUUCCAGCGCGACGGACGUGGCGGCUUUGCUCCCCGUGGCCGUGGAGGAAACGUGAACGGCAAGCCCCGCAACCAGCCUCAGGCUGCUUAA